ACACCUGCGACCAUCAAGGCUCAGUAGGAGACGAUCUGACCUCCCUGUGUGACCUCAGGACUCGCGCUCUCUCACUGCUGCGAACUUGAGUACCUGCAACAGCGGGCCAAUAUGAAACCGCUUCUCUUCUUGGUGGCGUCAUUGGCGGCCAUACACGUGUGUUCCGGCCUCUCGUGUGUGCCUUGCGGGGACGUCAAGUGCAAACGCCCGAGCGGCUGCGCAUUUGGCACCGUGAGGGACGUCUGCGGCUGCUGUUACCAGUGCGCGAAGGGCCCCGGACAAUCCUGCGGCGGGAUGUGGCUCCUGAAUGGCAAAUGCGGCGACGGCCUCAAGUGCCAGCCCGUCGAUGGCCAACCGAUGUUCGAUUUGCAUGAGGAAUACCUCGACGGGGAGUGCGUGUCCCUGGCGCCCCCCAAGCCAGCUUCCCUUACGCAGCUGAACCCCCUGGCUGGAAUCCAAGGGCAAGCAGGAGGACCCGGGGCCUCGGGACUCGUGGGCAGCAAACGCGUAGGCAAGACGAAGAAGCUCGCGAAGCAGCACUCGAUCCAGCUGUACGGAGGAAUUCCUGAGAAGUACCGGAAGCUGUUGAGGCAGUCGAGGCGGAGGCCCAAGCGCGAGGCCUCCUCCCUCUUGGGCCGUCGCGCAGGAGGAAAGCACAGGCUGGCCAAGGUGCACUCCUACACUCUCUCCUCAGGGAUCCCGCCCAACAUCGCUGCGUUGCUGAGGCAGUACCGAAAGAAGCAGAAAAGAACGAGACGUGAAUACCAGUAACCCGGUGGAAGAAAGCCAGCCGAAGAAAGCAGAAAAAAUGCUCCUGCAAAUAAACUUAUAGAACUAGGCAUAUAGUAUGGCAUAAUAAUUCAUAAUUUCCUUCAUUACCAUUUAAUUACUGGAAUAAUUUGGAAAGCUUAUGGCAGAUGGUUUGUGGAUAAAUGCUUGUUCUUCUGUGUUAGACAAUCACAUUUCAUCGUUUAUUGAUAAAUUUUGCCCAUCUGUAUUCAAAUAAAAUGCUGAACGUUGACAUUGA
Penaeus indicus is the source of this 1027-nucleotide messenger RNA. Its product is annotated as insulin-like growth factor-binding protein 4. Gene Ontology annotation, cellular component: extracellular region. Gene Ontology annotation, biological process: regulation of cell growth; regulation of signal transduction. The transcript is spliced from 5 exons. The record is from RefSeq and is a predicted model, not a curated record. Gene Ontology annotation, molecular function: insulin-like growth factor binding. Lineage: Eukaryota; Metazoa; Arthropoda; Malacostraca; Decapoda; Penaeidae. The coding region runs from base 112 to 771 and encodes 219 amino acids.